Papaver somniferum (opium poppy) is the source of this 1771-nucleotide messenger RNA. Its product is annotated as vinorine synthase-like. The record is from RefSeq and is a predicted model, not a curated record. The transcript has a single exon. Bases 163 to 1557 code for a protein of 464 amino acids. Lineage: Eukaryota; Viridiplantae; Streptophyta; Magnoliopsida; Ranunculales; Papaveraceae.
CUCCAAAAUUCCAAUAAACAAAUAGGUGUCCAUCAUUUUGUGUAGAGAUGGAUAAUCGGAGAGAAUUUCUGUAUCAGCACCGCUGUGAUAUACUUGGGUCAUAAAACUAGUAGACGAAUUUUAGUUCAUCGGUCGUCAACUUAUCCAGUGAGAUUAGAUAACAUGAAGGUUGAAGUUGUUUCAAAAGAGAAAAUCAAACCUUCUUCUCCAACUCCGCAUCACCUAAAAACCUACUCCUUAUCAUUUCUUGAUCAGCUUGCUCUGCCAAUUUAUUUUCCUCUUGUUCUUUACUACACGAGUGGCAGCAAUGACGACCCCGCCAAGACGAUCAUUGAAAGGGCUGAUGAGUUUUGCGGCGUAGUUAAGAAAUCCUUAGCUAAAACGUUAACAAAAUUCUACCCUUUGGCUGGUAAGCUCAUUGAUGAUAGAUUUGUAGAGUGUAACGAUGAUGGUGUUGACUACGUGGAAACCGAAGUAAUUGGUUGUCAACUCUCUCAACUUAUCCAACACCCAAAUGUCAUGCCUGAACGCAGGAAGAAACUCCUUCCCUUUAAUCCCAACGAAAUUUCGAAUUCUGUUACACCUCCCACACUUCUAUCAGUCCAAGUUAAUUGCUUCAAGGAAUGUGGUGGAAUUGUGAUAGGUUUGUACAUCUACCACAAGUUAGCUGAUGCAUCUACACUCGUCACUUUCAUCAACCACUGGGCUAAUAUUGCUCGUGGUAUUGCUGUUGGUGAUCAUGAUAAGCAAAUCGAGGGUCCAAGUUUCUCUUUGCAAUCUCUUUUUCCACAGAGAGUCGGAGACUCAACGAGUUACAAACCGCCCAACUCGGUUACAAGAGACGGACCACCUGUGACGAAGAAAUUCGUAUUUGAAGGUACAAGAUUAACUGACCUCAAGAGAAAAGGUAAAAUUGCAAACGAAAAUGAGGAUUUUCAAGAUCAAUACCAACCAACUCGUGUUGAAGCUGUAUCGGCUUUGUUAUGGAGGUGCAUCAUCGAUAUGGAUCAAGCCAAAAACAAGGAGGAGGUUUCUUCUACAAGGGCUUGCAUAGCAGGUCAUGCAGUAAACAUGAGGUCGAGAAUGGUUCCACCACUGCCACCAAAUUCCUUCGGAAAUAUGACUUGUUUGUCGAUUGCACUACACACCUUUACGAAUACUGACAGCACAAAGAAGAACCAUCAGCGCCAAAAUAUUCUGGCAGGAAAAAUUAGGGAGUCCAUGAAAAAAAUCGAUGGAGAGUAUGUAAAACAACUGCAAACUGCCGACACAUUCUCAAAUGCCUUGAAGAUCAUAAAGAACGAAAAUGAUUUUCCUCCGAGUGGUCCAAGACCGUUGAUGCUAAUUUUCACUAGUUGGUGCAGGUUUUCAGUAUAUGAAGCAGAUUUUGGUUGGGGGAAACCAAUAUGGGCAAGUAUUUGUACACUUCCUUUGAAGAACAUGGUUUUGUUAAUGGAUACCAGUUCAGGAGAUGGAAUUGAAGCAUGGGUAAGCUUGAGUAAAGAAGACAUGUAUGUAUUCGAACGUCACGAGGAACUUCUUGCAUCUAUCUCUUAGUAAUAUUGGGAUGAAAAUAAAAUGAUUUAUCUAAUCUUCUAUCCGCCUUUCUUAUUUUUAUUUGUAUGUUUUUGUUUCUCAAAUAUUGGUAAUUUUGCUCACCAAAACAGAUAUCCGGCAGGAAAAAAAGAAGGUAAUUUCAUUUUGAAAUGGUUCAUAAGAUUUAAAAGAACGCGCAACUGGGGAUGUGUAAAGUAAUUGGAGGAUAUGUUAA